AUGCCGUAUCUCCAGCUGAUAACAAGGUAUGAGAUGAUGACAAAAUUUGAUCAGCUGAAAGAAAGGCUACAAUGCAUCUGGUCCAGCAUUUUUGGCCUCUACACGACCAACAGCACUAAAAGCUGGAAGGAAAGACUCCUCCUCAUCUUUACCUGCUUUACGAGCAGCCUCAUUUUGAGCACCUUCCUCUUCCUCAUCCUCCACUUUUCCUUCAAAUGUGUUCAGGAAGUCUCAAUUCCCAUUGCCAGUAGCUUUUGUAUAUUCAUAAUCCCAUUCAUGUAUUUCUCAGAAAAGAUCCGCUGUUUUGUAGCUUUGCUUUUGGUAUCAAUGAGCUUGAAACAAGCGAGGACCCUUCUUCUCACAUUUGGAUCAAGUUUAGUCAUUUUAUUCAACAUCCAGAAUACAUUACAGAAUGCAAGAUUGCUUGCAAAAGGCCUCCUCUGCAACUUAGAAGAAAAAUUACUGGAUAUUAACACUGAACCCCUUAUAAAAUAUAUAAACAUGCUAAAGUGGGUGGGAAAGCAACUUAAAAGAUACUUUACUGAUUUUGAACUAGUGAAGUACCAAACAGAUUUUAAGCUUAAGGCAAAGGUUGAUUCGGAACACUUUAAAAUUCACCUUGCCGAGGCUGAGCGUAUCUUAAACCAGACGGCACAAAGUGUGCAAGCUCUGACCAACACUUUGUCUUCUGCAGGACAGAUAAUGUCUCCAACAUUAGGUCUUCUCAUGCUAGUGCUUCUCACUGCUCUAUACCUGAGACGAUUCCAUGUAGACAAAAAGUACAGAAACGUAUACAUCACAAAAAAGUUUCUAUGGUUUGAUGAGCAGCAAAAGAAGGAUGGAAAACCUUGUGUGCUACCACUCACUAAAAUCGAACUGGAAAGUUACACAGUGACACCGUCCAUCCGGAUGACGGGCCAAUGGUGCAAAGACAUGCUUAAGUUCAGCAUUCCUAUAUUUACCCACUGUCUGACCUGGCUGGUGUUCAUCAGUCUGGAUAGCCUGAUUUACUGGCUUAUUGUAGUUCUGAGCAAGCGGCUCAGGGAAUUGGAGCCACUUCGUGUUCCCAUGGGGAUAAAAGUUCAGGAAGCAACAUCAAUUAUAGGUCUACACAUUGAUGAAAACGCUAAAGUGGCGAACUUUUCAUACACAGUGUCUCUGUUUGAGAAGAAGUGUUUGUCUGAACCUGAACUGUGGCUCACCAGAUCUCUGGUUCCUCUGUCGCUCGUCCUGGUGGUGCUGCUUCUUCUGAGCUUGUUGUCAUCACAGCUGGUCCAGUUCAGAGUUAUGCUGUCUGAGCAGUUUUUCUCAGAUGUUGCUGAGCAAAGAGCCGCCUUUCUACAUGCAAAGAUUUUAAGACAGCGAUGCAAAUCUAAAGCGGAGGAAAUUCAAGGAAGUCUAAACACUUUGGCCAUGCAGCCCAGUUUCUGGUGCCCCUUAUUCUUCCAUGAACACACAGAAAAAGUUGAAGCUGUUUAAAUAUGCUUGAGGUUUGUAACUCAUCUGUCUGAUAAUCAGCCAUAACAGUAGGUUUGGGACAGUGUACAUCACAACAAUUGAAAUGUUACAGGAAUGUAACAGUGUUGUGGUCAAAAAAAGAUUCUUACCUUGAGUGCACCGCUGUUACACACUACUAAGACUACUAAGGUCUGUAUGCACAGUUACAUUAGUGGUGGUGGUGGUGUAAAGCACUAAAUUGUUAAGCAGAAUGUUGUCGGUUUGCUCCCCACAGCCACCACCAUUAUGUCCUUGAGCAAGGCACUUAACUCCGGGUUGCUGUGGGGGGAUUGUGCCUAUAAUAAGGGCUCUGUAAGUCACUUUGGAUAAAAGCGUCUGCCAAAUGCAUUAAUGUAAACAUUGAACCACAUUUGAGUUCAGUACUACAAAACUACACUACAUUUCAAUUUCAAGCUUUUGGUGUUUGAC
Xyrauchen texanus (razorback sucker) is the source of this 1926-nucleotide messenger RNA. Its product is annotated as dendritic cell-specific transmembrane protein. Bases 1 to 1479 code for a protein of 492 amino acids. NCBI's taxonomy places the organism in Eukaryota, Metazoa, Chordata, Actinopteri, Cypriniformes, Catostomidae. The record is from RefSeq and is a predicted model, not a curated record. Gene Ontology annotation, cellular component: membrane. The transcript has 4 exons.